This is a messenger RNA of Amoebophrya sp. A120, 1065 nucleotides long. Lineage: Eukaryota; Dinophyceae; Syndiniales; Amoebophryaceae. The record is from the annotation of a GenBank genome assembly.
AAUGAAUCUCUCUGGGGGCUUAGGGCGUGGCGAAGCGUGCCUCGCCGCGGCGGAGCCAAGCCGGCUGGCGACGUUUUGGGCCGACGCUUUUUGUCUUGGUGGUGCGAGCUUAACCGGCCCGCCUCGAGCGGCGGCAGGCGGGGGCCAGCAAAUGCCCGACGUCCAUCCUUCGAUUUUCUGGCGGCUGCAGUGUGAAGCUGCCGCAGAAUUUUGGCGCAAGCAUUGGGCAAGCACACGCCCGGCGAGGUGGCCCGGUUGCGUCCGAAAUCUGUCGGGGUCCGCCACUGCCUUCAGCCUAUGUCUAUGUUGCCAACGAACAGGCUGAAGCGAAUUACUCACCCGGCCAACCAGGCGGAAGCGAAUUAUUUAUCCGGAGGCGGCAUGGGAAACGCAUCGGCUCCGUCUAAUAUUCGCCCGGCGGAGCUCAUCCAUAUUUAUUCAGUUGGGGUGGGCCGAACGAUUCGCCUGCUUCGCGCGCGGGCGCGUGGUUAGUUUGUGCAGCGCGAAUUCCGCGCGUGGUUGAUGUGGUUGGCUACGACGGCGUGGCGGCCCAAUAUCCGCACAGCGUGGCCUUUGCGGAAGCAAUCCACCCAACUCAGGGAAGAACGGCGAAGAGGUUGGCCCUGCUCGUGCGCCAUAUUCUUCGGGCAUGGGGUGGCCUACGUCGUGCGCGCCGCAUAUUUCGCCUGCGCUUAGCAAGGCCGGCGGGCGGGCCUUCACCGCAUAACGCCGGCCGCAGGGAAUGCCGCCGCUGGCUGCUCCGGCUCCACGCUAUUGAAUUGAACGCGCGAAGCCCCCGCCUGGGCGCGCUUUUGUUGGCUGGGGCGACUAGGGCGGGAGCGUCGUGCCGGAAAGGGAAACGCGAGGGCGGGCCUACGCGUCAGGCUUGUGGCGAUCACCGGGCAGAAUACCCAGCGAGUGGAGUUUUACACAGGCGGCGCGGCUUGUCGGGAAGCGCCUGCCAGACUUGGGAAGCAUUUUGCUUCCCGCCCGGGCUAUGGGCUUCGGGCGCUGGCAAGGGGGCCGCAUUGGUGGAGGCGGGCGCGAGUUGCGUUUUGCGCUUUG